Molecule: messenger RNA, 1311 nt
Organism: Suillus paluster
Lineage: Eukaryota; Fungi; Basidiomycota; Agaricomycetes; Boletales; Suillaceae
Exons: 5
Coding region: 1-1311 (436 amino acids)
Source: RefSeq, a predicted model, not a curated record
AUGGGUCAUAACCCGAAGAAGUUCAAAAGUGCAGAGUUCAUCAAUGACUCCAAUAGCUCAAAUGAUGAUGGCAGCGUCCUUGACAUUUCAUCAAUGUCUUCCGAUUCCGAUAGCUCAGGGUCAUCAACAGCAUUCAGAUCGGCAGGGCCAAGCAUUUUCAAUUUUGACACUUGGGACAGUAUAGAUCGCGAACUAGACGCAUUGCCUGCUCUGCCUCCAGUUAUAGGGCCUCUUCAAGCACCUAGUAAAGUCAAGUCAAAAAAGAAAAAAUUGAAGCAGCCUCAACCUGCAACUCUCCCUCCCAAUGAGCCAGAGGUUAUACCCAAUCAAGUAGCUCCACCACGUAUUGAGGCAACAUACAGCAUCAUGAUUCUGCCGUACAGUGAGCUCAAGAAAGAUGACAUCAAGAAACAUGUCGGCACUGUGUUAAGACCAUGCUCAGGGUGCAAGGAUCAGUCAUCAGACAAGGAGAACAACGGAGAAAGAAAUGAGCAUGAGAAUCAUAGCAGCUCAGAAUCGAGUGACGAUGGCAAGAAGAGGAAGCCGAAGAAGAAGAAGAAAAUAAAGGCACCGAAGGCCAAUGACAUAGACGAAGAGAUGAAACCAAUCAACAAGAACAUCAAGGCUUUAUCGGAUUGGUGGGUUUGUCAUAAAAAGCCAGGCUGCUUGAGCAACUACUGCUACCCAAACCCUGGUGACAAUGGAUCUCAUGUUCAUCUCACAUUUCCCCUUCUCAAAUGCUGGGCAGCUGCAAUGGAAAAAGGGCCAGAGUAUGCCACUCUUGAGAUGCCUCCUAACCAUUCUUCCUUCAGUAUUAUUUCUUCUGAUUCUCUUGGACAGCCCUCGCUUCUUUCUGUCCGCCGCCAACAGCUCGACGAACAAUCCAAGAAAGCCACUCAGGCUGAGGCUGUGCCUGCUGCACCCACACAAGCCAGACCUGUAAUCAAUGCCAACUUUCCCCCCAAAAUGUUCCAAGCCAUACGUGCAGCAUCUGUCUCAGAACCUGUCCAUCGUGCACCAGCCCCUACCUUGCCUCCACCUGCUGUAUUGCUACCUCUUGCUGUUCCAGCUUCUCUCAGCUCUUUGCUCUUGUCGACACAACUUGCUUCCCUUGGACCGAGGAUGAACCUUGUGGACUUUUGCUCUGCUUAUGAACUUUCACAAAUUCUUCAGUCAAAACUCUCAGAUCAUGGUUUUACGUCUUCGCAUUCCCUUUGUUAUGUCACUGUUGAUGAUUUGCAAAAGGUGGGCUUACUUUGUGGAGAACUUGCUGAGCUCAAGGAUGCAGUUGCCCGCUGGUGUGGUGAAUAA